AUGGCUAACCCCAGUGUUCUUACUUUUGAUGCUGAGGGCCGUGCCAUUGACUUUGAGGUCUGGGUUUAUGACCUCCAGCUGUUCCUACAGUGCGAUAGGGCAGACGGUCUCUCCCUCUUUGACCUCACUUCUGGUGCCUCUCUUGCCCCUGCUGCUGAUGCUGACGCCACUGUUCGCUCACAGUGGGCAACACGCGAUGCUGCUGCUCGCCUUGCUGUGCGUCGCCACUUACCGACCACUGAGCGUGCACACUUUAGCCAGUACAAGAGUGCUCAGACUUUGGACCACUUCCUCUCAGUUUGCCCAACCACUCUCACCGUUGACCUCCUCAGGAAGGGCCUCCUAGCAGCAGAGAAGAGCAUAGUCGCUGUAGGAGCCUCUCGUGGUGACCCUCGCAACCCCGUCUUUGAGGGGUGUUCCCCCACCCCCCUCUUGCCCUCUGUUGCUUCUGCUGCUGCGGCCAACCUCGUUGGUUUCGAGUCGGUCGGCGCUGCGUCUGCCCCUAGCGGGAGACGCCGCACCGGCAAGGGCAAGAGGGGCAAGGGCGCUGGAGGGGCUGGCGGGGGCGGUGGAGGAGGUGGUGGAGGCAGUGGAGGGGGUGGGGGUGGUGGUGGGAGUGGUGGCGGGGGUGGAGGUGUCGGUGGCAGCAGUGGUGGCCGAGGAGGCGGUGGCGGUGGCGGAGAUAGCGGAGGCGGUGGAGGCGGCGGAGGCGGCGGAGGUGGCGGAUGCGGCGGAGGCGGCGGAGGCGGCAGAAGCGGCGGCAGCAGCAGUGGACCUGGUCGCGGCUCUUCGCAGAGGAGUGGCUCCGGUGGUGGUACUCGCCAGCAGGAGCAGCUUCGUGAGUGGUACGCUGCGCGUCAGCACGGUGGGGGUACGGGUCCCUGCACCUACGUUCUCCGCACCGGCGACCGCACUGGUGAGCAGUGCGGGGGUGCGCACUCCACUCAGCGCUGCUUUGGCUGCAUGACGGACGCUUGGCGUCACCAAUUCCCUGAGGCCACUGAGAUCCCUCGCUGGGGCGAGCUGUCUAGGGCGGGAGUAGCUUUCUUUGACCUUGACUUUGAUGUUAUUCUUGCUGCCAUGUAUGCUGUGACUAUUAGUGAUGAGGGUGACUGUUCCCGGUGUUUUCCGCCCGACCCGGGCAUUGGGACUGCUGCUCUAGGUACUGGUGAGGCUGCUGCUCUAGGUGCCAGCAAGGCUGCUGCUCUAGGUGCAAGUGCGUCUGCUUCCUCAGGUGCUGGUGAGUCUGCUCUCUCAGGUACUGCGUCGGCUUCGGCCUCCCUCACCUUCACCCUUGACUCGGGGGCUUCUCGCUCCUUCUUUCGAGACCGCACCACACUCACGCCGCUUGGUGUGUCCCAGGUAGACGCAAUUUAG
This is a messenger RNA of Closterium sp. NIES-65, 1377 nucleotides long. The record is from the annotation of a GenBank genome assembly. Lineage: Eukaryota; Viridiplantae; Streptophyta; Zygnematophyceae; Desmidiales; Closteriaceae.